GGAGAAGCAGAGUCCGGGGGCGAGCGGAGCAGGAGGUAGCGAUACGGCCACGUCGCGACGGUGACUUCCCGCCAUAUCCAUGGCGAUGUCGUAGGCUUCGAGGGACCCUUAGCCUUCUGAGACGCCCCCCUGGUCACUUUCCCUUCCCUGGAUACGGUCCAAAUUGAUCCAAUUCCAUGGCCCAGCUCGCUUCCAGGGUUGCGUGGCCCUCGUCGUCCCUCUAUAAACGUCCCUACCGCCACUCACUUCCCUCCCCUGCCCCUCCUCCUACUCUUCUUCUUCCUCCUCCUUCUCCUCUCAAGCAGAAGCAGCUUCUCCUCGUCGUCUGCGCAGCGCUGCAGUGGACGGCGCCGGUGUCUGUGGAAGUCGAGAAGAGGGCGCUCGAGGCGGUGAUCGUGAAGGAGUCGAUCAUGGCAGGGACUGGCGUGUUCACCGACAUCGUCGACGAGGACCAGGUGUUCAAGUACUACGCCGACGGGGAGUGGAAGAAAUCCGCCUCUGGGAAAGCCGUCUCUAUCGUCAAUCCCACCACCCGGAAAACUCAGUACAAGGUCCAAGCAUGCACACAGGAAGAGGUGAACAAGGUGAUGGAGGUGGCAAAGGCAGCGCAGAAACAGUGGGCGCGGACGCCGCUGUGGAAGCGGGCAGAGCUCCUCCACAAAGCGGCGGCGAUCCUCAAAGAGCACAAGGACCCGAUAGCUGAGUGCCUCGUCAAGGAGAUUGCCAAGCCCGCAAAGGAUGCUGUCACUGAAGUGGUGAGAUCCGGUGAUUUAGUAUCGUACACUGCCGAGGAAGGAGUCAGGAUACUUGCAGAGGGCAAGCUCUUGCUCUCAGAUAGCUUCCCUGGUAAUGAGCGCAGCAAGUACUGCCUCAGUUCCAAGAUCCCUCUUGGGGUUGUAUUGGCCAUCCCUCCUUUCAACUAUCCUGUAAACUUGGCGGUCUCCAAGAUUGCUCCUGCACUAAUCGCCGGCAACUCCUUGGUACUCAAGCCCCCUACUCAGGGCGCUGUGGCUGCUCUUCACAUGGUGCACUGCUUUCACCUUGCUGGUUUCCCGGAGGGCCUCAUCAGCUGUAUCACCGGCAAAGGUUCAGAAAUCGGUGAUUUCCUAACAAUGCACCCUGGAGUAAAUUGCAUCAGCUUCACAGGAGGCGAUACCGGCAUUGCCAUCUCAAAGAAAGCCGGAAUGAUCCCUCUGCAAAUGGAGCUCGGUGGGAAGGACGCGUGCAUUGUGCUCGACGAUGCUGAUCUUGAAUUGGUUGCUUCAAACAUUGUCAAAGGAGGCUACUCUUACAGUGGACAAAGAUGCACGGCCGUUAAGGUUGUUCUGGUCAUGGAAUCAGUAGCCGAUGCCAUCGUCGAGAAGGUGAAAGCUAAAAUGGCAAAGCUGAGUGUCGGUCCGCCGGAGGAAAACUGUGACAUCACUCCUGUGGUAUCGGAAUCAUCUGCAAACUUCAUAGAAGGUCUGGUUCUGGAUGCCAAGGAGAAAGGAGCCACCUUCUGCCAGGAAUACAAGAGGGAGGGCAAUCUCAUCUGGCCGUUGCUGUUGGAUCAUGUCCGGCCGGACAUGAGGAUUGCCUGGGAGGAGCCCUUCGGACCCGUCUUGCCGGUGAUCAGGGUCAGCUCCGUCGAAGAAGCUAUCCACCACUGCAACGCCAGCAACUUUGGCCUCCAGGGAUGUGUCUUCACAAAAGAUAUCAAUAAGGCGAUAAUGAUCAGCGAUGCAAUGGAAUCAGGAACCAUUCAGAUAAAUUCAGCGCCGGCUCGAGGGCCUGAUCAUUUCCCCUUCCAGGGUCUGAAAGACAGUGGCAUUGGCUCGCAAGGGAUAACCAACAGCAUCAAUAUGAUGACGAAGAUCAAAAGCACCGUGAUCAACCUACCAUCUCCAUCUUACACUAUGGGUUGAAAUUUAAUGCUAUAAGUUUAUACGUUUUAAGCUCUUGUAUCAAGCUGUAAUAAUAAAAUCAGAAAGGAGAAGGGUUGCCGUGUACUCCUGGCACAUUAUCAUUUAGUGAAUAAUAUUUGAAAAAUAUUUAUCUGUUA
Molecule: messenger RNA, 2041 nt
Organism: Zingiber officinale
Lineage: Eukaryota; Viridiplantae; Streptophyta; Magnoliopsida; Zingiberales; Zingiberaceae
Product: NADP-dependent glyceraldehyde-3-phosphate dehydrogenase-like
Exons: 9
Coding region: 177-1904 (575 amino acids)
Molecular function (GO): lactaldehyde dehydrogenase (NAD+) activity
Source: RefSeq, a predicted model, not a curated record